GCGAGGCCACGCCCACAGCCGUUAUAGGCAGCGGCUCCCGCUGAGCCCCGCACUCAGCUGUGCAGUCCCAGGAUGGGAGAGUGGCCCUCACCUCAGGACUCCUCGCCGCCCCUCCAGUGACUCCCCAUGGACGCAGCAGUGGAGUCUGAUAUUGUGUGGAGGAAUAUUACAGCAGCACUGGGGGUGUACAGUAAUGUGAAAUGGAUACAGGUGAUUACGUCUAUGCUAAGUAUCGUCGGUUCUGGCUCAAUCAUUGGCUACGCUGUAUUUCAGAAUGCUGUUAAAUUACCAGAGGUUCGUCCGCUUUUUUAUCUCAGUGUCUCUGACCUACUUGUGGCUUUUUGCUGGCUCCUUGGGGCUGUUCUGUACAAGCCGCAUACUCAGAGUGUGCCAUGCUUCAACCUCCAGGCGGUGGGCCAGGUUUUUUAUCUUUCAACAUAUUUGUACACAAUCAACUACAUGUGGCAGACCUUCAGCAAUUUCAGGAGAAGAAUAAGCAAUGACUUAAAUCAGAUUUCAGAUAAAGAAUGCUGCAUUGGGAGAGUAGCAACAGUUCUAUGCAGUGUAGUUCCUGUUUUAUUCAUCUGCCCUGUAUUAUAUUAUGGGAACACCAAGGAAUGCUACAGGAACAACAGCUACAGCUGUUUGGUGCUGAACAUCGGAUCCCAGAUUACAAUGGACCCCGACGCUUCUGGCAGCUGUGCAGCCUUACACACUUACAGCACCGCUGUCUUUAUGACUACAUUUUGCCUUUCAACCACAGGAAUAUUAGUCAUAUUGGGUUACAUCUGUCAGUUAUUCAGAAUGAUACAAAAAGACUCAAGAUCACUACAAGGCCACUGGGCUGUCAUCAAUGUUACAAGACAUACCUUUCUACUGUUUCCCUCUAUCUUUCUUUUCUGCUGCUUACCAGUUGUUACACUGACCUUAGUUAACAUGAAGGAGGUAACUGAUGGCUACCAAGUACUGUGUUAUAUCCAGGCAUUUACUGCAGUUUCUCAAGGAUUCCUCAACAGUUUGGCUUAUGGAUGGACACAGCAAAUGAUUCGUUGCCUGAAACGAAACCGCUGCCGUGAUGUAGAUACCCAAACUCCUCUUCUACGCUCUCAGAAAAAUCUUUAUGCUGCCAUGCAGACUUCUAACACCUGCAUAGGCCCACGCUCUAUUUCUGCAUUUUGAUGACCACCAUAAAAAAAAGCACGGCUGCUAUGGGACACAUUGGAAGAAGUCUUAAUGGAACUUUACAGUAUGGGCGUUGUGUUUAAGAGAUACAUUGGAGUAAAGUACUUAAUAAAUCCAAGGAAACCUUUGUAUAAGAUUGCUCUUUCGUCAAGAAGGGUUGAGAAGAUUAGAUGUGUUCUUGACGUUUUGGUUAAGAUCUGACAAUGCCAAUUUAUGGAGAUAUCUGCAAGUUGCUUCUGAACAAAUUGAUAUAGAUCAUAUAUGUAUGUGUGCAGUCUGUUCUACACUACAGUGCAAAGAGGGACAAGUCCGGUGUCAGUUUUAGUGACACUACAGAUAUUUAUUGAGCGCAACACUUGGCAAAGUUUGAUGGACUUAAGGAAUAUCAUAUCUUAUUGAUAUUGUUUUUCUUUUUUUAGUUGUUCUCUGUGUCUACAGAAUGUAAAAAAGCUUACAAUGAAAUGAAAAUUCCGUUAACACUGAAAUUGCAAGGAAAAUAUAGAAUUUUUUUUAUUGGAUGUGAUGGCUGUAAGGGAAAAUUGAUCAAAACUGGUGUGAAGGAAAACUGGCUUAGUUGCCCAUAGCAACAAAUCACAGCACAGCGUUAAUUUUUUUCAACAGCAGUAUAAAAAAUGAAUGAGGUGUUGUGGUCGGUUACUAUGGGCAACAAAGACAGUCUUUCUUUUAGACAGUUUCAUAAAUCUCCCCCUGUGUUGAUGAUAUACGUUAUGAUUAAGUUGUACAAUGACCGAUACACUGAAUGCAUCUCAGUGACAAAAGGACACAACAGCCUAAGGUUCUGUUUUGACCAUACGAUGGACGUUCAUGUUUCAACUGCACCACCUAAUGGGUAUGCACUAGAAAUAUGUAACUGUAUGCCUGUACAGUACACACCUGCCAUUGUAAGAAAAAAAGAAAAAUACAGUGUGGUCACCACAGCCCAAGAACACCACACAAUAAGGGUCCAUUCACACGUCCGUUGUUUCUUUCUUGAUCUGUUCCGUUUUUUGCGGAACAGAUCUGGACCAGAUCUGUACCCAUU
Bufo gargarizans (Asiatic toad) is the source of this 2224-nucleotide messenger RNA. It is a transcript of the gene TMEM116, whose product is annotated as transmembrane protein 116. NCBI's taxonomy places the organism in Eukaryota, Metazoa, Chordata, Amphibia, Anura, Bufonidae. Gene Ontology annotation, molecular function: G protein-coupled receptor activity. Gene Ontology annotation, biological process: adenylate cyclase-activating G protein-coupled receptor signaling pathway. Bases 127 to 1179 code for a protein of 350 amino acids. Gene Ontology annotation, cellular component: plasma membrane. The transcript is spliced from 11 exons. The record is from RefSeq and is a predicted model, not a curated record.